Molecule: messenger RNA, 849 nt
Organism: Ananas comosus (pineapple)
Lineage: Eukaryota; Viridiplantae; Streptophyta; Magnoliopsida; Poales; Bromeliaceae
Product: spidroin-1-like
Exons: 2
Coding region: 1-849 (282 amino acids)
Source: RefSeq, a predicted model, not a curated record
AUGGAGGAGGUGGAGGAGCAGCCAGCUCCGGCGGCCGGCGGCGUGCUCACGUGGCCGGGGCGCGCGCGGGGAGAGCAGGGGAACGUGAGGGAGGCAGUUAAGGAAGAGGAGGGGACCAAGGGACAGCAACAACAAUGCUUACCGGCCAGGGCAGAGCUAGGGCUGGCCGCCGGUGGUCGGACGGCGAGCGCUUCGGCCGGAGGUGGGAGCAGAUGGUCCAAGGGGUCCGGGGAACCUGCUGGCCGGCAGCGGGAGGCGGCCGGUGGCGCGGCGGAAGAGAUUAAUUCCUCCAAGUGGCUCUCGGGUUCAACGCUUCCAGGCGGCGCGGCGGCGGCCGGAGGAGGUCGGGGCGACGGCGAUCCUUCACUGGAGGCCGUGGGAAGGGUGGUGCUCCCCGCUAUGGGCGGCGGCGACGCGCGGAUUGGAGGGAAGCCCAGCCUCGGCCCGCACCAAGUCUGGGCGGCUGCAGGAGCUUCAGGCGGCGGCCGGCGGUGGUCGGGGACGCCGAGAAACACGCGCGUGAGGUUGCCGACAGAAGAGGGAGGCGGGGCGGACCGCCUCGAGGCGGCUGCAGCUCGCGGCCACGAGCUGACUCGAGCUCGGCCCGAGCUGCAGCAGAUUGCCGCAGAUGGUCCCGACGGCGCCGGCAGCGCGUGCGGAUGGCGACGGCUGGCAGGGACGGUGCCGGGGAGAUCGAGAAGGGUGGUUCAUCCAAUCCCGAGCGGCAGCAGGGCGAGGAGGAGGAAAUCUCACAACCUCGGCCAAAUCUGUCCAGGUUGGCCGCAUCCUGCCAGGGCGGCGGUGGCGGCGCUCCGGGGCGGCCGGGACGGCGGCGGCCGGCGGCGAUGA